UUUUUGAUUCUACGACGAACGACAUCGCUUUCCUUAACAGUUUCGGCGGGUUUAUCACGCCUGAAUCCUAAUUUUUCCAACAUCUGACGAACGAGUACAGAAAUUUCUGGUUAUUUAUCUUGUGUGACAUUCGUGAGACGUAGUUUAGUUUAGUUAGAUUGAUUUCCAUCGGAUUCAUCAUAGGCUAGAAGAAACAAUUCCUUUGGCUGAGCCGAGAGACGUGAAUAUAUAGACGAAGAUGUUCGGUUCUUCUAAUAAUAAUCCUUUUGGACAGUCAUCUAUAAGCAGUCCUUUUGGGACCCAAACUCAUUCUUUGUUCGGACAGACCAAUAAUAACGCGAGCAAUAAUCCUUUUGCUACGAAACCUUUUGGUACUUCUACUCCUUUUGGCGCACAGACAGGGAGUUCUAUGUUUGGGGGCACUUCAACUGGUGUGUUUGGUGCACCUCAAACUUCUUCACCUUUUGGUGCUUCACCACAAGCGUUUGGGAGCUCUACUCAGGCUUUUGGAGCAUCUUCUACCCCUUCAUUUGGCAGUUCAAAUUCACCUUUUGGUGGCACCUCUACGUUUGGUCAGAAGUCUUUUGGCCUCUCAACACCUCAGUCAAGUCCUUUUGGAAGCACCACACAACAAUCACAGCCUGCCUUUGGAAACAGCACUUUUGGUUCAUCAACACCUUUUGGUGCCUCAACCACGCCUGCCUUUGGUGCCUCUAGCACGCCUGCCUUUGGUGUCUCAAACACUUCCGGGUUUGGAGCCACAAACACACCCGGAUUUGGUGCCACAAACACAACAGGGUUUGGUGGCAGUAGCACACCUGGGUUUGGGGCAUCAAGCACGCCUGCCUUUGGCUCCACAAACACGCCUGCUUUUGGUGCUUCAAGUACUCCUUUAUUCGGCUCCUCGAGCUCACCUGCAUUUGGUGCGUCACCUGCUCCAGCCUUUGGUAGCUCUGGCAAUGCAUUUGGCAACAAUACCUUCAGUUCUGGAGGUGCUUUUGGUUCAUCAAGCACUCCUACGUUUGGGGCAUCUAACACUUCUGCCUUUGGGGCAUCAAGUUCCCCAUCUUUUAAUUUCGGUUCUUCCCCAGCUUUUGGACAGUCUACCUCAGCAUUUGGUAGCAGUUCCUUUGGUUCUACACAAUCUUCCUUAGGUUCUACACCAUCUCCCUUCGGAGCCCAAGGUGCACAGGCUUCGACUUCAACAUUUGGGGGUCAAUCAACUAUCGGGGGUCAACAAGGGGGGAGUAGGGUUAUUCCUUAUGCACCUACAACUGACACAGCGUCAGGCACUGAAAGCAAGUCUGAAAGACUACAAUCUAUAUCUGCCAUGCCUGCACACAAAGGGAAAAACAUGGAGGAGCUUAGGUGGGAGGACUACCAGCGAGGAGAUAAAGGAGGACAACGUUCUACUGGUCAAUCUCCUGAAGGUGCUGGAUUUGGUGUAACAAAUUCUCAGCCAAGUAUAUUCUCUACGUCACCAGCGUUUAGCCAGACACCUGUGAAUCCAACAAACCCUUUUUCACAGACGACUCCAACAAGUAACACAAAUUUUUCCCCCUCCUUUAGUCAACCCACUACCCCAUCCUUUGGUCAACCCACUACCCCAUCCUUUAGGUCAACUGUAUCAAAUACUACAUCCGUUUUUGGAUCAUCCUCUAGUUUAACAACAAACACAUCGCAGCCACUUGGUUCAUCAAUAUUUGGUUCUACUCCUGCACAUGGGUCAACUCCAGGAUUUAGCAUUGGUGGAUUUAACAACAGUCAGUCAUCUCCGCUGUUUGGUUCAAACCCCUCAUUUGCACAAAAUACCACUCCUGCAUUCAGCCAGACUAGUCCUUUGUUUGGACAGAAUACCACUCCUGCAUUAGGACAGUCUAGUUCUGUGUUUGGACAGAAUACCAAUCCUGCACUUGUACAGAGCAACACUUUCAGUACACCUUCCACUGGCUUUGGGAACACGUUUUCAAGCUCUUCAUCCUUAACUACAAGCAUCUCCCCCUUUGGUCAAAUAACGCCUGCUGUUACGCCCUUUCAAUCAGCUCAGCCAACUCAACCAUUAGGUGCUUUUGGUUUCAACAACUUUGGUCAAACCCAAAUAGGUGCAAUGGGAACUUUUAGCCAAGGAAACUUUAAGCAACAGCCUGCAUUGGGUAACUCUGCUGUUAUGCAACCAACUCCUGUUACAAACCCAUUUGGAACACUUCCUGCUUUGCCUCAGAUUUCAAUUGCUCAAGGUGGAAAUUCACCUUCGAUUCAGUAUGGUAUCUCCAGCAUGCCUGUCGUUGAUAAGCCUGCUCCUGUUAGAGUAUCACCACUCCUAACUUCUCGACACCUUUUACAAAGGCGGGUCAGGCUACCAACAAGAAAGUACCGUCCUAGUGAUGAUGGUCCAAAGGUUCCAUUCUUCAGCGAUGAAGAGGAGAAUUCCAGUACACCAAAGGCUGAUGCGUUUUUCAUUCCAAGGGAGAACCCUAGAGCUUUAUUUAUACGCCCAGUUGAAAGGGUAAAAUCAGAACAUCCAAAGGAUAGCCCGACCCCACUGCAGGAGAACGGUAAGAGGUCGAAUGGGGUUACUAAUGGAGCCAACCAUGAGACUAAGGAUAACGGUGCAAUUCGUGAAGCUCCCCCGGUAAAAGUCAAUCAGAAACAGAACGGGACACAUGAAAAUCACGGAGGCGACAAAAACGGUUCACACAGUUCACCAAGUGGAGCAGAUAUUGAGUCAUUAAUGCCGAAGUUGCAUCACUCUGAAUAUUUCACAGAGCCUCGGAUCCAAGAACUGGCUGCAAAAGAAAGGGUUGAACAGGGUUAUUGCAAGCGGGUAAAGGACUUUGUUGUUGGGAGACACGGUUACGGGAGCAUAAAGUUUCUAGGAGAGACGGAUGUGUGUAGACUCGACCUGGAAAUGGUGGUUCAGUUCAAAAACCGGGAAGUGAAUGUGUACAUGGACGAGAGCAAAAAACCGCCGGUGGGUCAAGGAUUGAAUAAGCCUGCGGUGGUAACUUUGCUGAACAUAAAAUGUAUGGACAAGAAGACCGGCACGCAAGUGAUGGAAGGCGAGAGAUUGGACAAGUACAAGGAAAUGCUCAAGAGGAAAGCUGGGGAACAAGGAGCUCAGUUUGUGUCUUAUGAUCCUGUGAAUGGCGAGUGGACUUUCAAGGUCGAACAUUUCAGUUCCUACAAGCUUGGAGAUGAAUAUGAUGUGUAGAAAAGGACCAAAGUCGUUGUCAUAUGUAGACUAGUGUCUCGAUUAUUUUUUAUUUUUUUUACCUUGUGGGGUUUUGUCUAUUGGUCUUUUGCAAUAUAAUGUCAAAAUGAUACGUCUUUUACCUCAUUGGCUCAACCUGGAAAAAUUCAAUAUUCAUUUUGUUGUUUUCGCCAAUUAAUAUAAUAAUAUCUCACUAAGAAGCAG
This is a messenger RNA of Arabidopsis thaliana (thale cress), 3415 nucleotides long. Its product is annotated as Nucleoporin autopeptidase. Gene Ontology annotation, biological process: photoperiodism, flowering; nucleocytoplasmic transport. Gene Ontology annotation, cellular component: nuclear envelope; nuclear pore. Gene Ontology annotation, molecular function: structural constituent of nuclear pore. Lineage: Eukaryota; Viridiplantae; Streptophyta; Magnoliopsida; Brassicales; Brassicaceae. The record is from RefSeq and is marked reviewed. The transcript has 13 exons. Bases 239 to 3211 code for a protein of 990 amino acids.